UCCUUUCCUUCCAGAAGGAGCGUGUUGAAGAUGGCGGCGCAGAGCUCGGUGCCGAGUGAUCUUUAUAGAUGCGUGUAUUCUUUUCUGCUGAAUAACAAGUUCACCAAGGCGGCGCAGCAGUUUUUGAAACAGACGAAAGUGACUCCACAAGAUGAGAAUGAAGAAAACCUCGUCAAUAUCUAUAACUUCUGGGUGAAAUCUCCUGAGGCUAAGAAACGAAAAGCACCUCUUAAUGAGGGUGAGGCCGCCAAUGGUCCAUUGGCCAAGAAAGCAAAAACCACCCCAGAGAGCUCCAGCAGUGAGGACUCAAGCAGCGAGGAUGAAGAAGCUGUUUCCAAACCAACUAAGGCAGCUCCUGCAGCAGCCAAGGGGGUGCCUGCUAAAGCAGCAGCAGCUACUAAAGCUGCAUCCAGCAGCAGUGAGGACUCCAGUGACUCAGAGGAGGAAAAGAAGAAGGCUCCUGCAAAGGCUCCUGUGAAGCCGGUGGCUGCUGCUCCUGCUGCUGGCAACACGAGGAAGAAAGACAGCAGCUCUAGCAGUGAAGAAUCUGACUCUGAGGAUGAGCAGCCUGCUAAAGCCCCUGCACCAAAACCAAAGGCAGGUGCAGUCACAACAUCCAAGCCAGCUGUUCCUGCUAAAGGUGCAGGUCAGAAAAAGCAGGAGAGCAGCAGCAGUGAAGAUAGUUCCUCAGAUUCUGAAGAUGAAAAACCAGCUAAGGCUCCAGUCAAAGCCACCCCAGUAAAGGCUGCUGCUGCUGCAGCUGAGUCAAGCAGUGAAGACUCUUCAUCUGAAGAUGAGGCUCCUCCUAGCAAAAAACCAAAAGCAGGAGCGUACAGUGCAGUCCCACCUCCUGCUUCAAUCCAGAAAGCGCCAGCUGCACCAGCAGCCGCCAAGGCCAAGGACAGUGACUCCUCAGACAGCAGUGACGACAGCAGUGACGAAGAAGAAGAGAAGAAAGUAGCUGCGAAACCUGCACCGGUAAAGACUGCUGCUACCAAACCUGCUGCAAAGAAGCAGGAAUCCAGCUCUGAGAGCUCAGAUUCAAGCUCAGAAGAAGAGGAGGCAAAGAAGCCUGCUGCCAAAGUCACCCCAGCUAAAGCAGCCCCAGUCAAACCUGCUCCAGCCAAGGCCACUCCUGCUAAAAAGGAAGAUUCAGAUUCAGACUCAUCAAGUUCGGAGGAUGAAGAGGAGGUGAAGAAACCUGCAGCGAAGGUGACCCCUGCUAAGGCUGCCCCAGCAAAACCAGCCGCAGCUAAAGCUAAACCUGCUAAAGAAAGCUCCUCAGAAGAGGAUUCCAGUUCGGAGGAGGAGGAGGAGAAGGCAGCAGCAAAGAAACCCGCAGCUAAACCUGCACCUGCCAAGACUACUCCAGCUAAAAAAGAUGAGUCCUCAAGCUCAGAUAGCAGCUCUGAAGACGAGGCUCCAGCAAAAUCUGCCACUAAAACUGCAGCCCCACCGAAACCUGCCGCUGCUUCCAAACCCCCAGCCAAGGCAGCAGAGAGCAGCUCUGAUUCAGAGGACUCCUCUGAGGAUGAGGAAGAACCGGUGAAAGCAAAGGCAGCAGCUAAACCAGCCACCCCGGCUUCAAAGCGUGCAGCCCCUCUUGCAAAGCCUGCUGCAGCAACAGCAGCAGAGAGCAGCUCAGACUCUGACUCCUCUGAAGACGAGGAGGAACCAGCUAAGGCCAAGCCUGCAGGAACUAAGCCUGCAACCCCAGCUUUAAAGCCGGCUACCCCUGCAGCUAAGCCUGCUGCUCCAGCAGAGAGCAGCUCAGACUCUGACUCCUCUUCUGAAGAUGAAGACAAACCAGUCAAGGCUAAACCUGCAGCAGCUAAACCAGCUACCCCAGCUUCAAAGCCAGCUACCCCUGCAGCAAAGCCCACUGCAGCAGAGAGCAGCUCUGACUCUGAUUCUUCCUCUGAGGAUGAAGAAGAACCAGUGAAAGCUAAGCCAGUGGCAGCAGCUAAACCAGCUACCCCAGCAACAAAGCCCGCCACGCCUGCAUCAAAGCCCGCUGCCGCGAAAGAGAGCAGCUCCGACUCUGACAGCUCAGACUCUGAGAAUGAGGCCAAACCUGCAGUCAAGAAACAAGCUCCAGCGGUAUCAGUGGCCAAGAAACCUGCCACUGCUGCCAAGGCUCCUGCAGACUCCAGUGAGGACAGCUCCAGCGAGGAGGAGGAGCCCAAGAAGGCAGCACCCAAGCCCAAGCCCGCAGCCACAAAGGCAGCUGCUGCUCCAGCAAAGAAGAAGGCUGAGGAGAGCAGCUCUGAGUCCUCGGAUAGCUCUGAUUCUGAGACAGAGACCAAGUCCACACCUGCUAAGCCAGCGAAUGGCAAGGCAGCAACACCCAAGACAACCAGUGCAGCAGCCAAGGCCCCAGCAAAGCCAGAAGAGUCCUCAUCCAGUGACAGUAGCUCUGAGGAGGAAGAGGCCAGUAAAACUACACAAGUCAAAGUACAAAAACCUGCUGCAACAGCAAAGACAACUCCGACAGCUAAACCUAAAGAGAGCAGCAGCAGCUCCUCAGACAGUUCUUCAGAUGAGGAGGAAGCACCACGCAAAGCAGCCACAGCACCCACCACCCCUGCAACAAAUGGUACCAAAGGAAAGAGAAAAAGAGACGAAGAGUCGUCAGAAAGUGAGGAGGAAGAGACAGAAGUCACAACACCAAAAAACAAGACAGUAACAACGACACCUCAGACUUUCCCUAAAGCCAGUAAGAAGUCUUCCAAUAUACCCUUCCGAAGAAUAAGAGAAGAAGAAGUAAAUGUGGAUCCCCGUCUUGCUGACAACUCCUUUGACGCAAAGUAUGGAGCCAAAGGGGACUGGGGCGAGAAAGCUAACGACGUGCUCCGGUUCACAAAAGGCAAGUCGUUCCGCCACGAAAAGACGAAGAAGAAGAGGGGAAGCUACCGCGGCGGCGCCAUCUCAACCUCAGUCAACUCCAUUAAGUUUGACAGUGACUGAGCGCCUUCUAGCCUUGGUCCCUCACACCUGAACUGAACUGUACUGUACCUUUGUGAUCAGGACUAUCAAUUUGUCUCCUUCCUGCCCCUAACAUCCAGUCCCUCUGUCAUCUCCACCCAGCAGCAGCACGCUGACAGAAGAAUGUGACCCGCAGAGCUGAGCUGACUUACAUUUAGUUUGCUGCCCUUAAUUUGUAAUGGAGACUGUUCAUUUUAUCUCUGUGGCAGCAGGAGAGACAUGUACCCAGCUGUGACUGUGACUGUACUGGUUGACAUCUUUGUGACAUUAUUACACUUAUAGCCACUAGGUGGCUGCAGGCCUCCUGUUAACGGUAAAAGGCCAAUGUCUGUGUUGGGCCUCUAUAUUCUUUCUUGUUUUGACUUUUUCCUCUACUUUAUUCUCAAAUGACAAAAUGUCCUGCCAUUUUUUUUCCCAUUUAUCUAUGUAUGAAUGACAUCCGAUGUUUUGAAAAGGCAGAUACUGAUUUUCAAUGGAUCACAUGGGUUCUUGAAUUUUGUUUGGUCGUUUUGGUAAUUUUUAUGUGACCACAUUUAAAUGCGGAGAGGGUGUGUGCUCGGGCUGUUUCUCGCAACAUUACAUAAAAACGUUUAGGGAGUAGAACAGUUUUAUAUUGUAUAUUUAUUAAGUUUUAUUCCAUUUCAACUUUUAGGACCUCAGAUUUUUUUCUCCAUGCUAUUCUCAAGCCAUUUUGCUUUCUGAUGUUAGGAUGCCCCUGUCCAGCCCUCCCUGCUCUGUGUGGUAUUGAAUUAAUUAUUCACAAAUGUAACUGAGAGCCAUGAUUGUUUCAAUUAUUUGAAUUUACUGUAUGUCAUUUUUUUAUUACCAGUUCUUGUAGCUGUUAUUAAAGACCUAACAGAAUAAAUGGUGGUGUGGUUGUAA
Molecule: messenger RNA, 3867 nt
Organism: Toxotes jaculatrix (banded archerfish)
Lineage: Eukaryota; Metazoa; Chordata; Actinopteri; Toxotidae
Gene: nolc1
Product: nucleolar and coiled-body phosphoprotein 1
Exons: 14
Coding region: 31-2967 (978 amino acids)
Cellular component (GO): nucleolus; nucleoplasm
Molecular function (GO): protein binding
Source: RefSeq, a predicted model, not a curated record